Schistosoma turkestanicum is the source of this 1774-nucleotide messenger RNA. NCBI's taxonomy places the organism in Eukaryota, Metazoa, Platyhelminthes, Trematoda, Strigeidida, Schistosomatidae. The record is from the annotation of a GenBank genome assembly.
CCGGAUUGGAAUCACUUACAUCGUUGCCUAACUUUUAGAACGAAUUUUCAGGAAACCAGUAAUAACGUUUCGUGAACUUGAAUCGUUUGCAUAAACGGUGUGGCGUAAUAAAUGAAUGCAAGAAGGGUGAGUCGUGGAGAUUAGAGAGAUUGUAGGGAGUUUAGGAAGAGUGACCAAUUCGGUCUCAUGUGCUGUUACGGGUAUAAGGGCGGAUGUUACUUCCCGGCUGCCCACACCAUGGAAGGGAGGCUUUAUCAUACUUCCUAUAUGACUAUUACUUUUUUGGUGUUAAAUAUCUGUUUGUUUAUUGCAUCUGAAAAUAGGUCUUGGUGUUGGAAUUUUAUAAUCUUUUCUGUUUUUGCAAUUCACUUCUGUCCGUUUGAUAACUGGCAUAGUUGCUUCAGAUCGUCAAGUUUAUUCCCGGUCAAGGAUGAGGUGCAAUGUAAUUGUUGCAGGAUUUGAUGUAGUUAUUGAUGCACUGGACUCACUUCAUCUGCACGCUGUCGUAUGCGAAAAUCAUAAUGGCUGUUCCAAAUAUGUACUCCACAAUAUCCCUCUUGACACUUGAUGCAGUAAAGCUUCUGAACACAGAAAACUUACCACAAAUAAACGGCAAGCUAUAAGUAAAACAGAGCAACUGACGUGUCUCGAAGACGUAUUGGACAUCACCAUCAACAAAGCCAUUCGGUAGACCCCUAAAACAUGUAUGAUGAGCACACUGAUUCACUGAAAGCUUCAAGGAGAAAUGUCAAGCGUUCGAAGACGAAAAGACGAAAUAUGAUGAACAUAUAAAGUGCGAGGUGUCGGAUACAACGUCAGAACCAUACGGUAACACAGAAAAGACCGUAUCAAGGCCUGAUUAUCAGAACGUGGAGGAUCAAAUCGAAUCAAAUUUUCGACCACUAAUAUUUUCGAUUACCGCUAAUACUGCUACUACCCCAACUACUAUGGUAUUUGAACUGAUAGUUCAAUCUGUCUGUGCAAAUGUGGUAUGGCAACUCGAGGUAAUGUACAUACCAUGUUCUAUGUUGUAGCUGACUGACUGAAGAAUUUGACAGUUUCUAGAAAGAUUUCUUUUUUAUUCAGCACUUAGUAUUACGUUUGUAUACUUGCUUACAGGAAUAUGGCUGGAAGUAGGUGGCCGGCUGCAGCAGCUCCCGCUAUCAGAGUUGAGAAUGCUUCUCGAGCAAAACAAUCUAUUUUCGAACCUACAUUUGCGAAAAUGGAAAAAGAGAAUUAUGGACUAACUCAACGACUAAAGGAAUCUUUCUCUGAGGUUGAGAUGCGGUAUCCUGGUUUUAGUAAAGAUUUCAUGAUUGGCUUGCUUCAACGGAUGGGGGUUGAUAGUGAAAUCGAUGUGACUGAAACAUGUUUACGAAUCGCUGCUCUUCAGGAGUGUGAUAAACCGAGAACAUCAUUAAAUCCCAGAGUUUUGGAGUUGGAACGUACGGCUAAGAAACUAAAAACCAUUCUUAGUCGCAUACCCAUUGAAAUUACAGAUCGUAGGGCAUUUAUAGAAGUCAUCAAAGAUAUAGCAGAAGCAAUAAAAAUGUUGUUAGCUGCUGUCGGAGCCUUUUACGAUGCGUUACCACCAGGAACACAAAAGAAAUGCCUUGAAGAUCAAAAAGGAAAAUUCAUUACUUACUGUCGCAAAUUCAGUGAUACUUUGAAGCAGUACUUCAGGAAUAACGAUCAAACUGUGGUUUUCAGCAGUGCAAACCUACUAGUUAGCCAAACUAACCUCAUUCUAUUCGUUGUUCGUGAUGUAGAUUGA